Molecule: messenger RNA, 2583 nt
Organism: Cotesia congregata
Lineage: Eukaryota; Metazoa; Arthropoda; Insecta; Hymenoptera; Braconidae
Source: the annotation of a GenBank genome assembly
AUGUUCAAAUUCAAAAAUACUCAGCCCAACAUCGUUGAAAGCAAUCCAAUAUGGGAAGAAUUUGCGGCUCGAAAACAAACACCGGCGGCUACUGCGGGCCCGGAACAUGUUUGGAGGAUCUUUGACGCCUACAAAAAAAGCGAUGGACAAGACGCGUCUGUGUUUGUCUUUGAAAAAAGGUCUGUUGAAAAAUUUCACAAGCCCAAACACAAGGAGACUGUUACUGAAAUUUUGAGAAGGUGUGCAAGAAAUUUGGAGGACUAUCGACAUCCUAAAUUACUUCAAGUAAUUCAUCCAGUAAAAGAGUGUGCGGAAACGCUGGCAUUUGCAACAGAACCUGUCCUCGGAAGUUUAGCAAAUGUAUUGGCCUACAGGGAACAAGCUGCAACAGCAAUUCCAACCGCCGCUAAUCCAAACUCAAAUUAUGCGGCCGGCCAACAGAAUCCUCAUCAGCAGCCACCAGGACAUCGACCAAUUCUAAUUAAGGAAUAUGACAUGGUUCCAAUGGAGAUAAAGUAUGGGUUGUUACAGGUUAUCACCGAGGCGCUUUCUUUUCUUCACUGCAGCUGCAAGGUUAUACAUAAGAAUGUCUGUCCCAGUAGCAUUAUCAUAACGAAAAAAGGAACAUGGAAGUUAUUUGGCCUCGAGUUUAUUGAUCCAAUACCGUGUCACCCAUGGACCAAUAAAAUAUCAAAAAUAAUUCAACCAAACCUUGAUUAUAUUGCACCCGAAAUACAAUUAACAAAAUUAUGCAGUAUUCGUAGCGACAUGUUUAGUCUUGGAAUGGUUAUUGCUACCAUUUACAAUGACGGCAGAUCACUUAUACAAGCCAAUCAUAGUAAUUCUGAUUAUAUUAAACAAUUGGAUAAUCUGAAUGAAAAUGUAGAAAACCUUCUUUCAAGAGUACCUAUUGCUCUCCACGAAGCAGUUUCUAGAUUACUUCACAAAGAUCCCGAAGCAAGACCCAUAGCGAAGCAUCUUUCGCUUAUAAAGUACUUUAGCGAUCCUUCAGUGCACGCGCUUCAAUUUCUUGAUGUAAUAAACAUGAAAGACCCAAAUCAGAAGGCACAUUUCUAUAGAAAUACGCUCAAAGAGGUGCUUCCUUUUAUACCUCUGAAAUUGUGGUACCAACAUAUCUGGCCUUAUCUCCAAGCAGAAUCAAAAUCCCAAGAAGUAUUUGCGUCAGUACUGCAACCAAUGUUAUUCAUAAUUCAACAAAGUAACACCGAAGAUUAUGAAAAAAUAAUCUUGCCCUCAUUCCGUGAACUAUUUUCGAGUCCAAGGUCCGUUCAGGGGACAGUCGUGCUGCUGGAAAACCUCCAUGUUGUCUUUGAGAAAACUCCCAGUGAAAUAAUUAAUGGAGAAAUGCUCCCAGUACUCUAUUCAUCUUUUGAGAGUCCAAAUAUUCAAGUUCAAGCAGCGGCAUUUGUCGCAGUGUCAAAAGUGUGUGAUUAUAUUGACGAAAAUUCGCUGAAAAAUAUCGUGUUACCGAAGUUAAUGCAGGCAUUUGAGGGUAGCACGACAGACUCUCGAGUCUUAAUGAAUUGUCUCUCUAGAAUUCUUGAACAAUUGGAUACUCAGCAAAUAACUGACGAGGUAUUUCCUUUAUUGUGGGAGAUAAAACUACAAGAGCCAGAUGCCGUUUUGCGGGUAGUAAACAUUUAUAGGCUUCUGCUGAGCAACAAAAAAUACGGACUCUCGAUAAACUUAUUAGCAACCAGAGUAAUGCCCAUUCUUCUCCCAGUCACCGUAAAUCCGUCCCUGAAUAUAGAUCAAUUCACGGUGCUAAUGGAGAUCCUUCAGGACAUGCUAACGCGUAUCGAGAGGAACCAAGCGAGUAAAUUAAAACUGUCGAUGUCCAGUCCGGAGCGUCAUCGACCAUUGAGACACCAAUUUAGCACCGAAAAUAUGCACGUUCCGCCAUUUAACAUUCCCGGAUUGCGCAUUGAGCAAAGAAAGACGUCGUCUGCUGAAGACAUGGUCCGUAAAACUUCUAUUGGCUCGAUGUCGAUGACUGCUUCUGCUGAAAACAUGACGAGGAAAAAUUCAAUGUCUGGUAGUUUACUGGGUGGUUGGUGGUUUGGUUCGUCAUCAUCAGCAAACGAAGGUGGUUUCCUACGGGUCGCCAGUGCCUUCCCAAGUCGUCGACUAUCAGACAAUACUCUUAUGACACCCAAGAUACGCAUUGCGCCGUCAUGCUCAAGCUCACCUGGAGGCACUCCUGGUGGCGGGUUACCUAUUAGACGUCAUUCCAGUACGGGACCACAAGAACGUCGUGGCUCCAAUGUCAACCUAUCACCUCCAACGGGCGGAAUGCCGGCAACAAGUAAUAGUGUGCCGUACCUUCUGAGCUCGAGUAUGACAAGCAUUCGUAAUUCCCGUCGACCGUCAGUGUCAUCAACAACAUCCCAACAAGGCUCGGGUCUGCUGCAGCAAUUUGGCACCGGCAUGAAUCAACGGGGUAAUUGGGAUCAUUAUUAUCCGGAUGAUGACAUUACGCCAUCAACGAACCAAGUAGCUAUUGUCGUGACUAUUGAUGGAUCUUCCGGAUCAUCAUCCACUGAACAAAUACGCCCGCAAUAA